Canis lupus familiaris (dog) is the source of this 1473-nucleotide messenger RNA. It is a transcript of the gene DIO1, whose product is annotated as iodothyronine deiodinase 1. Gene Ontology annotation, molecular function: thyroxine 5'-deiodinase activity. Lineage: Eukaryota; Metazoa; Chordata; Mammalia; Carnivora; Canidae. The record is from RefSeq and is marked validated.
CGGCCUCAGAGCCAGCUCUGCAUGUGCCGAGAUGGGGCUGCCCCGGCCAGUGCUGUGGCUAAGGAGGCUCUGGGUCCUCUUGCAGGUGGCCGUGCAGGUGGCCGUGGGCAAAGUGUUCCUGAAACUGUUUCCCGCAAGAGUCAAGCAACACAUCGUGGCCAUGAAUGGGAAGAACCCUCACUUUUCCUAUGACAACUGGGCCCCCACCCUCUACAGCAUGCAGUACUUCUGGUUUGUCCUGAAAGUCCAAUGGCAGCGACUAGAGGACAGGACUGAGCCAGGAGGUCUGGCCCCCAACUGCCCUGUGGUCCGGCUCUCGGGACAGAGGUGCAACAUUUGGGACUUCAUGCAAGGCAACAGGCCAUUGGUGCUCAAUUUUGGAAGUUGUACCUGACCUUCAUUUCUUUUCAAAUUUGACCAAUUCAAGAGACUUAUUGAAGACUUCUGCUCCACAGCAGACUUUCUCAUCAUUUACAUCGAAGAAGCACAUGCAUCAGAUGGCUGGGCCUUUAAGAACAACGUGAACAUCAGGACUCACCAGACUCUCCAGGACCGCCUGCAGGCAGCCCGCUUGCUGCUGGACAGGGCCCCCCCAUGCCCCGUGGUGGUGGACACGAUGAGGAACCAAAGCAGCCAGUUCUACGCGGCCCUACCCGAGAGGCUCUUUGUGCUCCAGGAGGGCAGGAUCCUCUACAAGGGUAAACCUGGCCCUUGGAACUACCAUCCCGAGGAAGUUCGUGCUGUUCUGGAAAAACUGCACAGUUAGCCUGGAAAGAUCCCCCAGUUCUAUAGGUGAUCCACAGGAGGGCUCCUCAAGUCCUGGCUCUCCUCCCAGCCCAGGUGGCUUUUACCUCUUGACCCGUGUCACUAGCUCAGAUUGGUCUGAUCUAACCAAACAAUUGUACUCAGGAAACGAAGCAGCGAGUAAGCUGAAGGUUAAAGACCCUUCACCUCGACGCUGCCCCCACGGUGGAGACCACAAUAAUUGCACAUCGUCCCCAUGUGAGAAAGGUCCCUCCCCACUGGCAUACUGCUGGGGUAUGCGGUCUGUCUCCAGCCACUCUGAUCCCACGUGGUCAGAUACAGCAGUCCUCAUGUGAGUCAAACUCAUUUUACCAAAUCUGCCGUUUAUGGACACCAUCAAAAAGACACUAAUUUGGCUGUUAGAACCCAGCAUGGGGAGAAUGCCAGUUGCUUGGAGAGAUGAGGAAUUGAAAGCUGUUGUACAUUUAUGCAGAAGCUCAUAUUCGAAACUAUUUCUCUGAUUUCUUUGCAAGUCUCCUGAUGGUCAUUUGUGUUAGAUUACAUCAGACCGAUGGACAACCAUUGGUAUUCAUCUGUUUUAACUCUGCUUCUUUUCAUGUUUGUCUAUGACGGCCACAGCCUAAAGCACACACAGCUGUGACUUGACUUGAAAGAAAAUGUUUUAAGAUGCAGCAAGCUAAUACAGAAUGAUUAAAAUAUCUCAGGCUA